AUCUUACACAUGCUGUCCUAACAAUGGAAUCACAAUGACCACAAGUAGUGUGUGAGGUCAAAGUGUGUGUGCAUUUUUGGGCAGGGAGGGGAGAUCUGGUGUGGGACAUAAAUUGUGAGGAAGAGGAGGAGGAAGACUUCAGAGAAUGAGAGGAAGACAUAUCUCAGAAGGUAAGCACCGAAUCUCUUUGAUUACACUGAACUGUUCUGAACAGAAGAGGACCUACUGCAGAAAUACUUGAAGACAAGACGUGCUAAUAGAUAAAAGUAAUGGUGCACAUCUGCAGGCUGCUUUUGGUGAUGGGGAUGUUGCUGUGUCUUAGUGCCCAGUUUGCAAGCUCACAGCACUGGUCUCACGGCUGGUACCCUGGAGGAAAGAGAGAGAUAGACACUUAUGAUACCUCAGAGGUUUCGGAGGAAAUUAAACUCUGUGAGGCAGGAAAAUGCAGCUACCUGAGACCCCAGGGGAGAAAUAUUCUGAAGACAAUACUGUUGGAUGCGCUCAUUAGGGAUUUUCAGAAGAGAAAGUGACAUCACGAUGUCUUCUCAGCCCGUGUCCAAAGAAACGUUCUUUCCAGCCAUCAUGUUACUUUCCCAUCCAAAAGGGGAUAUUUGUCAUUUCUGUGAAUUUGUCUAUGUUCUGUAUUUGGUUAAACUCUCAUAACCAUUGUGAGAAAAGCUACUGUCUGUUUAUUCAUUUGCAGCAGUUUCUACAAUAAAGGCUUUAUUUUAGUAUUUUGUUUUACUGUAAUUGUUCUGUGUCUUAAAUUACAGUUUAAGGUCUGUCAAACAUUUUUGCAUUCUUUAACAGAUAAAGAUAUUUUAAACUACAGUGAGCUUUUGUUUGUU
Myxocyprinus asiaticus (Chinese sucker) is the source of this 848-nucleotide messenger RNA. RefSeq names its product progonadoliberin-2. The transcript has 4 exons. Gene Ontology annotation, molecular function: hormone activity. The record is from RefSeq and is a predicted model, not a curated record. Bases 270 to 530 code for a protein of 86 amino acids. Gene Ontology annotation, cellular component: extracellular region. Lineage: Eukaryota; Metazoa; Chordata; Actinopteri; Cypriniformes; Catostomidae. Gene Ontology annotation, biological process: multicellular organism development.